Dendrobium catenatum is the source of this 3067-nucleotide messenger RNA. RefSeq names its product phosphoinositide phosphatase SAC1. Gene Ontology annotation, cellular component: intracellular membrane-bounded organelle. NCBI's taxonomy places the organism in Eukaryota, Viridiplantae, Streptophyta, Magnoliopsida, Asparagales, Orchidaceae. The coding region runs from base 122 to 2821 and encodes 899 amino acids. The record is from RefSeq and is a predicted model, not a curated record. Gene Ontology annotation, molecular function: phosphatidylinositol-3,5-bisphosphate 5-phosphatase activity. Gene Ontology annotation, biological process: phosphatidylinositol dephosphorylation. The transcript is spliced from 16 exons.
UUCAUUUGCGCCCUGUAUGUAGACUAACUGUACUGAUCUACAAGUUUAUGCAGAAAACAAUCGGACAGACGCUGCAAGAUCGCCAGCUUACCAAAUCGUUCUAGUUCCCUCCGACGCCAUCAUGGCGAAAACGGAGAACUCGAAAACAAAUCUGCCGCAUACGCUUUCUAGUAAUGCUCGUCCUGGGGCUCUCCUUGCCGACGUCGACCCCGAUUCCAGCCCUUCCUCGCUCGAGAAAUUCCGCCUGUACGAGACCCGAGCUAGGUUCUACCUCGUAGGCAGCGAUCGAGCCAAGAGGUUCUUCCGCGUACUGAAGAUCGACCGCUCGGAGCCCUCCGAUCUCAAUCUCAGCGAGGACCCCGUGGUCUACUCGCAGCAGGAGGUGAAUAACCUCCUCCAACGCAUCAGCGAGGGAAAUCGAGCCACAGGAGGGCUUACCUUCGUUGCAAAGGUCUAUGGCAUCGCAGGUUGCAUCAAAUUUCUGGAGUCCUACUAUCUAAUUUUGGUCACGAAGCGCCGGCAGAUAGGGGCAAUAUGCGGGCAUGCAAUCUAUAGCAUCGAAGAGAGUCAACUGAUAACUGUUCCGCAUUCGUCAAUCCAGACGGAUGUUGCCCAUUCCAAGACAGAGCUUAGGUACAAGAAGCUGUUAUCUAGUGUUGACCUCACAAAGGAUUUCUUUUAUAGCUACACUUAUCCAAUCAUGCAAAGUUUGCAGAAGAAUGUGCUUGCUUCUGGUGAUGAGAAAAUGCCUUAUGAAAACAUGUUUGUUUGGAACACAUUCCUUACACAAGCUAUUCGAUCAAGGUGCAACAAUACCCUGUGGACAAUUGCUUUGGUUCAUGGGCAUUUCAAACUGGUGAGAUUAUCAAUUUUUUGGCGGGAAUUCAAUGUUGCUUUAAUUUCUAGACGAUCUCGUCAUUUUGCAGGGACACGUUAUUUGAAAAGAGGAGUAAACGAUAAAGGUAGAGUUGCAAAUGAUGUUGAAACUGAGCAAAUUGUCCUUGACGAGGAAGCUGGUUGUUGUAAGGGAAAAAUGAGUUCAGUUGUACAGAUGAGAGGUUCAAUUCCUCUUUUCUGGUCACAAGAAGCUUCAAGAUUUAGUCCUAAACCAGAUAUUAUUUUACAGAGAUACGAUCCAACAUAUCAGGCAACAAAGCUUCAUUUUGAAGACUUGGCUAGAAGAUAUGGAAAUCCUAUUAUCGUGCUUAAUCUAAUCAAGACAGUUGAGAAAAGGCCUCGAGAAAUGAUGCUGCGUCGUGAGUUUGCAAAUGCUGUUGGAUAUCUUAAUCAGAUUCUCCCUGAAGAAGGUCAUUUGAAGUUUAUUCAUUGGGAUUUCCAUAAAUUUGCCAAAAGCAAAUCUGCAAAUGUUUUGGCGGUUCUAGGUGCUGUAGCAAGUGAAGCACUUGAUUUAACGGGCUUCUACUAUAGUGGAAAACCUGUCACAGUGAAAAGAUCAACUCAGCAUGGUAGAGCAAAUACUGCAAGGGAUGCUUCUCUUGGUGAAUUUAGAGCUAGUGCAGUAGAUCUAGCAAGGUUGUCUAGUAAUUCUGAGGCAUCAAACUCUGUGACUGCUCAUGAGAAAAAGAAUCUGAAGCAGGAAUGGAUGGAUAAUGGUCCUCAUUAUCAAAGUGGAGUCUUGCGAACAAAUUGCAUUGAUUGUUUGGACCGGACAAAUGUUGCGCAGUAUGCUUAUGGCCUAGCAGCUUUAGGACACCAGCUUCAUGCAAUGGGUUUGACAGACGUGCCAAAAGUGGACCCAGACAGCAGCAUUGCUGCAGCCUUAAUGGAUAUGUACCAGAGCAUGGGUGAUGCACUUGCUCACCAAUAUGGUGGUUCUGCUGCUCAUAACACUGUAUUCACUGAAAGGCAAGGCAAGUGGAAGGCAACUACCCAGUCUCGUGAAUUUUUGAAGUCAAUAAAGAGAUACUAUAGCAAUGCAUAUACGGAUGGUGAAAAGCAAGAUGCAAUUAACUUAUUUCUCGGUCACUUCCAGCCAGAAGAAGGGAAGCCAGCCCUUUGGGAGUUGGACUCGGAUUAUUAUCUUCAUGUUUCAGGGACUGAUGAAGGCCCUGACAACAGUGAGCCCAAGGAAAGCACUUGCUUGAAGGGAACUUCCAUAAAGCUUGCACCGAUUCCAGCCUGCAAGGAAGACUUCCAACGGAUGAAAUUGACAUCCUUCGAUAAAUUAAUGGAGAGAACAUGUAGUUUUAUAAAGGAUGUCAGACUGAUAAGUGAAGAUGUAAAAGCAAGUGGUGGAGCAGGAAAUCUUGGGAUGGCACCCGAUGCAGCUGAAAUACAGCUUAAAAGCCCGAACUGGUUGUUUGGCCAAAGGAAGUAUGAAGAAAGUGCUAAUGCACCAAAAGAUGUUGCAAAUGAAAGAACAAAUGCUACUAGUCAGCAAGAAUCUCUUGCGCCUUGUGAUAUCAACUUGAGUUGGCUCUUCUCUCAAGAUGAUGUACUCAAGGAGGACAGUCUUCAAAGAUCUCUGGCAAUGACAUCAGUUGAUGAAGCAGACAGCUGGUAUGGUGGAAACUUAAUUUAUGAUCAAGACGUGAACAGCAAUGCCUACAAACAUUAUGCUGAACUAUGUCAGGGCACCGUCAUGGAUCCUUUCGAACAUGACCCGGAGAAGGAGAAUCAGUAUGCGGAGGCUCUGCGCAUGGGACUGGACAAAGACGAUGCUCUGGUCGAAGCAGAAAUGGCUGCUGCUCUCAGGGAGUAUGACCGGAUUGGUGACGAGCUCGGUAUUCUCCUCUCUUGCAAAGCGCUUGCCGAAGAUCCUAGCUGGUUAACAAGGUUGAUCAUGGGGGAGGAGUGUUGAAGCAUGGAAGCUUACUAGUCUUUCUUGGGAACAAGCUUGCGAAGAAGCAUAGCUGUGGCAUAAAAGACAUAAUAAAGGUUAUUUGAAACGUUUUAUUGUUGUUAGUUUGCUCAUUUCUUAUUCAGAUAUUUAGACUGACUGUACAUAAUUGAAGGAGGUUUGGGCUCAACUCUCAGGGCCUUCUUUUUAGUUUUUAUACAGAAUAAGAAUUAGUUUGCUUUCGAACAUUUAUUUCCCUUUUAUUUA